Molecule: messenger RNA, 630 nt
Organism: Racocetra persica
Lineage: Eukaryota; Fungi; Glomeromycota; Glomeromycetes; Diversisporales; Gigasporaceae
Source: the annotation of a GenBank genome assembly
AUGGUGCGUAUUGCAAAUAAAGAAUUGCCAGAAAAUAAAAAUGUUUGGGUAGCCUUGAGUCAUAUUCACGGCUUCGGGAAAAAAUUCGGUCCAACCUCCCCCUCUCGACGAAUUUUGACCGAGUUAAACAUUAAUCCAUUGGUUAAGGUUCGGGAUUUAACUCCUGAACAAGUUAACCAAAUUAGCCAGAAAGCAAAAGAAAUCCCUACUGAAGGAGAAUUAAAGGAACAAGUACAAAAAAAUAUUAGCGAACAAAUUAGUUUGGGCACUUAUCAAGGAUUAAGGCGUUCUCGCAAACCUAAUCCUUUGCCGAUCCAUGAAAAUAAACAAGUUAUACCAAUGAUAGCCGAAGAAAUGGUUAUCGAACAACAACAGCAGCAAGCAGAAGGAAGUAGAGAUAGCCUUGAACCAAGCAAAGAGAAAUUAUUUGAUUUAGGUGAGUUCGAAUUUUUAGGAAAAGAACAUGAGGGAGAUGUUGGUUUGAAAAUAAGAGUAAGAAAGAUUAAAAAUAGUAGUUUUGUCGAAGAAUUUGAAGUUCUUCGGGGAGAAAUAAACACAAUUAAAAUUGAAAAACAAGAAACAGGAAUUAGUGAUAUAAAUGUUUCAGUUGGCGGAAAAUUUACAAUUGAG